This is a messenger RNA of Ctenocephalides felis (cat flea), 4736 nucleotides long. Its product is annotated as rho guanine nucleotide exchange factor 18-like. Bases 270 to 4538 code for a protein of 1422 amino acids. Gene Ontology annotation, molecular function: guanyl-nucleotide exchange factor activity. Gene Ontology annotation, biological process: regulation of Rho protein signal transduction. The transcript is spliced from 30 exons. The record is from RefSeq and is a predicted model, not a curated record. NCBI's taxonomy places the organism in Eukaryota, Metazoa, Arthropoda, Insecta, Siphonaptera, Pulicidae.
CUUAUAUGGUUAAGUUGAAGUAACAGGUGAGGUGAUGUCAAAACUAUAGUGUAGUUUCUUCAUUUUUUGUGUUUUAUUUUUAAUUAAAGUGCAAUGCAAUUAUAUAAAUAAUUAACGAAAUAUGUGAUAUAAGGUAAUUUAUUGUGUGAAUAUAUAAUUGAGUUAAGUGAAGUGGUUUUAGUGUUUAUUUAUUUCAGUGAUGACAGUUCCUUCGAUUACCUGAAAUGGCAUUUGUGUUUGAGAUAUAGAAAAAGCUGUGAUGCCUGCACAUGAAAAUGACGGAGGAACGAAACGCGCCAGUAUGGUCGGAUGAGUUCGCAGACGACAGUGACGAAGAUCUGGUGAUGGAUUACUUAUCGGUAUCUGGUGGCGGAGUGGGAACUGGAGGCAUGGCCGGCGGGAACGCUUCUGGUGCGGUUCCGCCGGCCGCUCACAGCAGCCCCUUGGUGCCGACCAUCAGCGUCACACCACAUUCUCCGAGUGGCAAACAGUAUCCGGUAUUAGAAGAGGCGCUUAUAGACUUGCAGACAAUAAAUGCGGCCGUCAAACAGAUGAAAAUCUCACAAAAUCAAACUGUUUUACAAAGUCCUCCUAGUUUGGAAUUGUCAGCUCGCUUGAGCGCCUCUUGCCCUUCAUUACCGGAUUUAGUUAAUUGUACUGGUGCAACUUGCACUGGUAGCGCAGGCGCUGGUUUCUGGGGAAGCACUGGUCUACCUUUGGGCACUGGCGGACCACCUGGACAAGAACGACGCUCAUCAUGGACUGCUCUAGAAGACCUUAGGGUCGAUAAAGCCAAAACACAUCGCAGCAUAAGUUUAAGUAGUUUGGACUCUGAGCCUGAUUCUUCUAUGACUGAUACACAAACGGGACCUGCAUCAAAUGUAAGAGCAAUUGCACAUCAUAGAAGUCGAGAUCCACGUUCCGCUGGCGGUAUUUCAACACAUUCUUUGAACGAGGCUGAUCUACAGAGUGAUUUUAAUAAAAUAAUAGUAUUACGAGAAGCGCAAUCAAGGCUAGCUCCAGUACGUCUACCUUUACAAAAAUCAGUUUCUACACCCAGCAUUGCACCUUGGACUGAAAAUAAUGUUGAAACGCAAAUGCUUCCAGUUUCCUCAGGAACAAUGUCAACGGGGCGUACUGGUACGGAAAGUGAAACUGAAGAAGAUUCAGUACAAGAUAGUAGGAGGCAUACACAACCUGCGGCUGCUGACCUGCACCGAUUGCUUGCACAAUCGUAUGACCAGCAUUCGGAGAAACGCCGCAAACGUGGUAGUUUAUUCUUUAGGAAGAAAAAAGACAAGGAUAAAGAAAAAGAGCAACGUGUAUUGGAACGUGUACAUCAUGUUUGGGGUUCUACUAUCACUCAAGGUUGUUGUGAUUGGUGCUCGAAGCAACUUGGCACCAAGCCGCAAGUCACGUGUGAAAAUUGCGGAAUAACUGUGCAUUACAGUUCAUGCAAGGAUCAUCUUUCCGAUUGCAAAGGCAAAAUGUCUAAGCUUUCUCUCAAAUCUUCCACAAUCGGCGCAUCUAUUCAAGCUCGCAGACAAAGCUCGGGAAAGCGCGGAUCUUUCACGCAAGCUCCACCAAAUAGCGGGCAUGAUGGGGUCGAUAUCACUUCACACGCUAGCCAUGAUGGAGUAAAUUUUUCGGAUGAUGCGCCACUUGUGCGAUUUGAAUUUUUGGAAGAAGCUCCAAUAGGUGCUCGAGAACUUUGUUCUGACCCUUUGCUGGCCCUAUGCGCUGAUGAGCCUGAUUCUUGGACUCCUACUACAGCCCGCGAAUUGUUGAAACAAUUGAAAGAUAAACAAAUAAAACGUCAAGAACACAUAUAUGAAUUUAUACUUACCGAAAAGCAUCAUUGUUUGACGUUAACAGUAAUGCAAAAGGUCUUUGUUGAAGGUCUUCAAAAGCAUUUUCAGCUAGGGGCAAAUCUAGAUCGAAUGUUUCCGAGGUUACAGGAUCUAACUGAUUUGCAUCUAGGUUUUAUGCGUAGAUUGCGCACUAAACAACAGGAAGGACCUGUCGUAGAUUCAUUGGCUGACAUUUUAUUAGAUAUGUUUUCUGGAGUACAAGCCCAAAGACUAAAGGACGCUUACGGUGAAUUCUGUUCCCGACAUAGAGAUGCUUUAGAAACGUAUAAGUAUUAUAUGUCCGCUGAUCCAAGAUUUGUGGAAUUCAUAAGGCAUUGUCAAAUAACACCGCAAUUGAAAAAGAAAGGUGUUCCUGAGUGCAUACUUUUUGUCACUCAACGAUUAACCAAAUAUCCAUUGCUAAUUGAACCUUUAAUUAAAAGUUCAAGAGAUAAUCCGCAAGAGCAGGAAAAACUAAGAAAUGCUUUGGCUCUUGUAAAGGAAAUCUUAACGGAAGUGGACGCUCGGGUAGCUUUAAAGGAAAAAGAAGAUCGUAAGUUAGAAAUUUACAAUAGGAUAGAUGCGAAAUCGUACACUGUCCAUCGUGGCAUCAAAUUUAAGAAGAGUGAUAUUCUUGCGGCAAAUCGAACCUUGCGUUUCGAAGGUCUCGCCAUGCUUAUGCAAGGACGAGGCAAAAUGCAACUAGUAAUGGUGAUAGUACUCAGUGAUUGCUUAUUUUUCUUACAAGAAAGUUCUCAUAAGUAUAACUUCUUCACGCCAGAUAAUAAGGCUGGGGUUGUGUCUUUACAAAAGUUAUUGGUUAGAGAAAAAGCAGGUCAGGAUACUAGAGGAAUUUAUUUAAUUUCUUCAAACCCUUUGGACCCCGAAAUGUUUGAGUUGAAGGUACAUCAGCCAAAAGAUAAGACUGCCUGGAUACAAGCCAUAAGAAAUGCUGUUCAAGAAUGUCCUCAACCAGAAGAGGAAGGAUUUACUUUGAGUGCUGAAGAGCAACAAAGGUUACUUGAAGCGAAGCAAACACAGCUUCGUAAUAUUGUCUGGGCUCUGAGACAAAAAGAUGUUGAACAUGCCUUAUUGCUUGAAGAGAAGAUGGGAUUGCAAUUAAAACUUCUAGCAGCAGCUGGAUUACAAGGUGUACCCGAUCCACCACAAUACAGACAGCUUGUAACAGAUGCAGCAGAUACUGGUCUCAUCUGGCGAGAAGUACUUGGUGCUGUACAAGAAGUUAGUUUACUUGCCAAUUCAUUGUAUGCUGCUGGCAGCAGCUUGUCCAGGUCAGUGUCUUCGGCUGGUGAAAGGCAAAGUAAUGCUUAUGAGUCGCCGACACUUCCGAAGCGUGCAGAAACAUUUGGUGGAUUUGACAAUCCAAAUCUCAGAGGAUUGAUUAAAAAAUUUCCACAAAAAGAAAAUAGCUCUGAGAACGUUGAUGGGCGCAUAUCUCACAAGCUACCUUUAGAUCGUCUUCCGUGGAAAAGCGCCGUUUUGUCAACUGUUCCUAUUGGAGUUCUUGAAAAUCAUGACAAUAUUGUGAAUAAUUCUCAAGAAACAUCAGAUCAAAAUUCUACUUUUUCUGUGAAAGAUAUUAAUCCAAAUGAUUCUCCUGCUUUAUUAUCAUUAGGAAGGGAACAACAGAAAGCUGCAGUUCAGCUAUCUCACUAUGUUUAUAUGUUGCUAUGUAUAAUAUCACAACAAAUGACAAGCAUUAAUAGUUUGCAAGCCCAAAUUUCCGCAUAUCAGGGCACUGGUGCCCAACCGGGCAACGCUAAAUAUAAGCAUAAUGACCAAUUAGAGGAACUCAGAAAUUUACAGGAUAAGUUGACAGUAGAAAAAGAGGCGUGGAAUAGAGAGCGGAUAAUGCAGGAAGCUGAACUCAAACAAACGAAACAGGAAAUAUUAGCAUUGCAGGAACAUGUUAAAGCUGAACAAGAAGAUGUGCGACAGCAACGUGAACAACUAUACCGCAAAAUGGAAGUAUUGUCUAAUCAGGGUCUUUUAAUAAGCCCAUCAGUGGCAAUUCCAGCCGUGACACCUCCCGUAACUCAGGGAAUAUCUGUUGUUCAAAAUAUUUCAAUGCCGAUUGAUGAUGUUAAUAAACAAGUAGAAAAAAGUGGACAAAGUGGAAAGUGGAAAAGCCCCAUGAAGCCAAGUUUACCUUUGCAAUUAAUCAGCGCAACAAAUCAACCUAAAGUACAACAGCAGUCCAUCAAACAGCAAAUACCGCUUAAGUUAUCACAUCUUUCCAAUAGUAAGUCAAGCGCAUCAUCAACAUCAUCUCAUGUAGUUACAUGCGCCAAUAGUAGCGUCCAGCAAAUGCUGCCUAUGAAACUAAGUCAGACACUAGCCAACUCUAGUGGACACGCGAGCGAUGGAACCGGUUCGCUGUCCAGAAGAUCAAUCGGAGGAGGGGUAGCCUAUCAUAGGCUAAGUUCUGGUUCGCCUAUUGUCGACGCGAUUCCCACGGGUGUUCAUACCAGAACCGGAAGCAGCCCGGCUAUGAUGCAGGCCACACCUUCAUCUGAAAAUAAUUCUGGUGCCAAUUCACCAAUUAGCACUCAAAAUGCAGGAAGUAAACCUGGAAGAACAAACACUUAUCCAAAGAUACCAGAAAAAUUCAGAACGCGCGGGUCGCAAUCAUCUGGAGCUCCUGAAGAAGAAGUUAUGUUUUUCUGAGGGUCUCUGAACAGGUGUGUUCGUCAUGUAUUAUCAAUCGUUAGAAUUAAUUUGAGAAAAAAUAAUAAAUGAUUUAUUUGUAUUUUAUUUAUCUAUGGUUUGCUGGCAACUUACAAUUGAGAACAUCAGCUAUUUCUUAUAUGACAUAAUGAAUAAUCAAACAGAUUUAGUAGCUCUGCUAUGAAAACUUUUAUUUUU